ACAAUAUAUCAUGUACAACCAGGUCAGCCUAGAAUUAACCCUCACCAUUACACUUAUACAGUAGUUUAGGGUUAAAAUCUCCUCUAAGCUUUGUUAAAUACAACCUAAGGUGCCAUUUGAUUCUAUAUUUGAAUCCAAUAUUCGAUAUUUGGAUUCUUAUACAAAUUGGGGUUUAAACAAAUUUAGUGUUUUCAAUAUGAAGAAUAUAAACAUACAUUAUAUAGAUCUAGAAAAUUUCGAGUAUAAAGAGUAAAGGUUUAUAGAUUAGAUAGUAUUUAUUUAGGUUAAAACACUUUAACAUUUAAAUAUUUCAAACAGAUAAAUGUGAGACGGCUGUCUGAUCACGUUACUUUACCUGCUAUAAAAAAAAUGAACAACAACUAUCGGGGAAAAUUUGGAUUAGUUUAAACAUAGCCAUGGAGUUGGAGACUAUAGUACUCAAUGCAAACUGUAGUGUACAUUCAGAGGGACAGUUGAAAUAUUACUGUGAAGAUCAUGACACUGUUAUAUGUGACGCCUGCUGUCAUACUGAACACAAUAAAUGCCUGAAAAUAGUUGACUUAAACAACGCAUCACAAGGAGUCAAGAAUCACCAACAACACAAAAUCAAACAGGCCAGCUUGAAUAAUCUAAAAGAUGACCUUGAAAAACUUAAGGUAACAAGAAACGAUGACAAUAGAAGGAUUGAAGAGGAAAAACGUCAAAUCAGAACGAAAAUGCAAAACGCGGCUUCAAAGUUAAAAAAUAAGUUGGACAACUUAUUAAAAACUAGAACUGCCACUAUCAUGGCGUGAAUACCCCCGCAUACCACUUUGUCAGAAUCAACAGUGGCCAUUUAGAGCUCAAGGACAACCUCCCUGCCAAAUCUGAGGUUACUAAGCCAGUGCAUUGCUAAGUUAUGUAUUCUACAUGCUUCAAAUGUGAAAAUGUCAAAAUCAAUACACUGCGGACAGGCAUUCUUUAGCAAUUGAGAAGAAAAGCUUUUUUUGUCAAGGUCCCUGUGACCUUGACCUUUGACCCAGUGACCUCAAAAUCAAUAGGGGUCACCUUAUGGUCAUGAUCAACAUC
Messenger RNA from Ruditapes philippinarum (Manila clam), 1068 nucleotides. Its product is annotated as RING finger domain and kelch repeat-containing protein DDB_G0271372-like. NCBI's taxonomy places the organism in Eukaryota, Metazoa, Mollusca, Bivalvia, Venerida, Veneridae. Bases 417 to 794 code for a protein of 125 amino acids. Gene Ontology annotation, molecular function: zinc ion binding. The record is from RefSeq and is a predicted model, not a curated record. The transcript has 2 exons.